Tarenaya hassleriana is the source of this 696-nucleotide messenger RNA. Its product is annotated as putative cell wall protein. NCBI's taxonomy places the organism in Eukaryota, Viridiplantae, Streptophyta, Magnoliopsida, Brassicales, Cleomaceae. The coding region runs from base 63 to 452 and encodes 129 amino acids. The record is from RefSeq and is a predicted model, not a curated record. The transcript has a single exon.
UGUAAUCCCACAGCGACCAAAACCCUUACCUUCUUUCAUCAAAGUCUUGUGUCUUAAAAAAAAUGGCUUCCCUCCUUGUUCGAGUGGCGAUAUUCAGCCUUGUUCUUGUGUUUUUGGAGGAGGUGAACGGAAAGCGCAAGGACCCUGAUGUCAAACACCCAGAUUUUCUGGUAACGAUUGAACCUCAGCCGACUGUUCUCGUCCCGGGUCUCGGCAGGUACUUGCUGCCUCCAAAAUGCAAGAAGCCCUUCUACCCUUACAAUCCUGUCACUGGAGCUCCCCUCACUGGAGGGUCCAUCGGCGGCCAAAUCCCGUACGGCGGCGGACAAGGAACAGGGACUCGCACCCAGAUACCCGGUGGAGAUGAUACCCUUGUCCCCAAUCCCGGAUACGAAGUUCCAACCCCAAGCUCUGGAGGGGGCAGUCAAGUUCCACCAGUGCCACUCCCUUGAGUUCCUCUCAUCUGCCAACAAAUAAGCAUUUGCUAGGUGCGAAAUGCGGGGAAUAUGGGUCUGUUUCAACGUCCUGAAUAUUGGUUUUAUGUCACGGGCUUAGGUUAUGUGUGCUAGAUAUUUCACUACGAUCGAUCCUGUCUUUGUUCGAGAGAGCGUGCCUUGUUUCUAAAAUGCUGUUUAGGGAUGAAAUCUAGGGCGUUUCUUAAUUAUCCUCAUAAUAAAAACAGAAUUUGUGGAAGAA